AUGGAAUCAUAGUUAAAGUUCAUUUGUAUCAGAUAACACAUGUUUCUGGAUCAGAAGUAUGUACUCUUACUAUUACCAAACAAGAUAACAUUGAGUCAAGUAUAAUUGUUAUAUACAUCAAGUUCGGUAAAGAACCUAAGUACAUAAUUUAACUGGAAUUGGGCAAUAUUAUUUCAUGGCAGCUCAAUUAAUAAAAUUUCUUAAUUAGUUUUGGAUUACCUUGGAAUGGAGUUGAAAAGCUAUUCCAUUCUACACAUGAAGACUUAAUGAAACUCAGAUAAGCAAUUAAGAAUCGUAUUAUGUUUAAAACUGUACAUCAAUUAUACAAACCUCUCUCUUAAUUAGGAGGCAGUAAUUAAGAUGAGGUAAAAUAUUAAGCCUAUUUUAGUUGUAUUUAUGUUCUGAUCUAAUCAAUAAGAAAUAGUUUGAAAUUAAAUGUCACUCUAAGAAUCAGUUCGAGGAUUCAAUGGUGAAAUAUUUACAUUUAAAUUUAGUCCCGUAUUUAUAAUGAAAUAUAGUGUCUAAAUAAAAUAAAAUCUGAAUAUGUGUAAAGUUUACAUGAAGUUUUUAUAGGAGAAAAUACUGUCUAUUUAAUAUAAGAACAUUUAGAAGGUGUAAAUUUAUACGAAUUACUUCAAAGAGUAACUUUCGAUAAAACAUAAAUAUUAAUAAUAAUGAAAGUAAACGUCAUCAAUAUUCAUAGCAACUUUUAAAUGCAGUUAGAGAUAUUCAUUCACAAAACAUUAUGCAUAGAGACAUUAAACCAACUAAUAUAGUUUUUUAAAACAAAGAUUCAUUAGAGGGAUUAAAAUUAAUUGAUUUUCAUCUUGCUGUUCCAAUAACUCCUAAAAUAAAUUAUAAAAUUUGUGGAACACCUGGAUAUGCAGCACCUGAAAAAUUUAAAGAUUAUUAUGAUGAAAAAGUUGAUAUAUUUAGCAUUGGUUGUAUCUUUUUUAAAUUGUAUUAUCACCAUUUUAUAUAAUAGAGUUACAACAAGAGAUCUAUUUUCAGGAAAGACUCUAAAUGAUAUUUUAAAAAUAAACAAAAUUUGUAAAAUAGAUUUUUAGAUUCUUUAAAUAUAUAAAUUAAGUUAAAAUGAACUUAGUUUAUUAAAGAAUUUACUUGAAAUUGAUCCAUAGAAGAGAAUAAGUGCAUAAGAUGCAUUAUCUCAUCCUUAUUUUAAUAAAGAUGAUAAUUUAGAAGAUUAGCGAUUAAUUAAACAACAAUCUUUAUCUGCUUCAAGUUUUUUAGAAAGAAGUAAUGGUUUAUUUUAAGCAUCUAUUAACGAAAUUUAGAAAAAUUUUGAAGAAUUUUUUGUAGAUGAAGAAUUACCACAAAUUUGUGCUGUACCAAAUUUCAAAGUGUUAAUGAAGGAUUCUAUAAUAUCUAAUUUAUAGAUUAGAAAAAAAUCAAAAUUAAAAAAAAGUGAGACUUUAGAAUAUCCUUAAUUAAAUCUUGCUAAUAAUUUUUAAACUAGAAAAUCAGUUCAAUAAACUAUUGUUUGA
Paramecium sonneborni is the source of this 1505-nucleotide messenger RNA. NCBI's taxonomy places the organism in Eukaryota, Ciliophora, Oligohymenophorea, Peniculida, Parameciidae. The record is from the annotation of a GenBank genome assembly.